UUGCCGAGACAGGAUGUGUGAGUCCUGUUAAGACUGACGUGCAGCAGUCAUUCACACAACUCCUAAAUCCUAGGAGUCGGUAAAGUCUUCUGCUGUGGGGAGUAAGGAUCCUCACAAUGAAGAUUACUUGUACAGCCUUUGUGCUCCUCAUCCAAACAUUCCAUUGUUUGGCUUCAGAUGAGUCAUCAUUUCAACUAACUAACAAGGCCACUGGUUUUUGUUUGGUGAAAAGAAACAACUACUGCAAUGACAUACGCUGGACAACUGGCGAUCGGCUUCUGGUUCAGCAACUGAAUAAGUGCCUUGGAGCCCAGGGUAAAAGUGUGGGGAGUGAUAUAACUCUAUAUGACUGUGAUGAAAACAGUGAACUCCAAAAGUGGGAAUGCAAGAAUGAAACAAUGCUCGCCCUCAAAGGCCAAGAGCUUUACAUUGAGCUCACUGCAGAUAACACAGCUGUUCUCUCCAAAACCACGGGACCCAAUAACCACCUCACAAUUUCAGGGACGUCCAGUGGUGCUUGUACAAGAACAUACAGAGAGCUUUUCACUGUCGGUGGAAAUGCGUUUGGAAAGCCCUGCAUGUUUCCCUUUCUGUACAAACACCAGUGGUACUCAAACUGCACGACAUUUGACUCCUCAGAGAAGCGUCUUUGGUGUGCGGUUGAGACAAAAUUUGAAAGCGAACGCUGGGGGUACUGUCCAACUACCUCCAGGGAGGACUGGAAUAAACAUCCAAACACAGGAGGGUAUUACCAGCUGAACACACAGUCAGCUCUGACCUGGCCUCAGGCAGAAGUCAGCUGCAAACAGCAGGGCUCGUCCCUGCUCAGCAUCAAUGAUCCACACGAGCAAGCUUAUAUCACAGCACUACUUGGGAAAGGGGGCAAUACACUUUGGAUUGGACUGAUUUUGGAUCCAGAUCACGGCUGGAAAUGGAUUAAUGGGAGGCCCUACCGAUAUAUGAAAUGGGACUCUGGACAUCCACUUCCUGAUCCGGGACACCACUGUGCAGUUGCUGAACCUGCUGUACAGUACACCUGGCAAAGUUCCCCCUGCAGCAAGAAACUCGGCUACAUCUGCUACAGUAAAGGAGCCGAGGAAAUCCCUACACAAGCUGUUGGGACAGGAUUUUGCUCAGAACCCUGGGUUCCCUACAAUGGCCACUGCUUCCACCUUGAUCGUACUAAGAAAACAUGGUCUGAUGCUCAGAAACAGUGCCGCGAUGAAGGAGGGAACCUUGUGAGCAUUCGCAAUGUGGAGGACCAAAGCUUUGUCAUCUCUCAGCUUGGUUUUGCAGCAUCCACUGAUGAGCUUUGGAUUGGAUUGAACGACAGGAAGACAGAGGGACUAUUUGACUGGACUGAUCACUCUGCUGUCAGCUUCACAAGCUGGGAAUAUGGGAAACCAGAAGUUUCUUCUGAUAUAAAAGACUGUGUUCUAAUCAGAGGAGAGAAUGGGAACUGGGCUGACCGUGUGUGUGAGGAGAAGCAGGGCUUCAUUUGUAUGAAGAUGAGCUCUUCAACACCCACUGGAACUAAAGUGGAGGAAGCCGGAGGCUGCAAAAGUGGGUGGAGGAGACAUGGUUCAUACUGCUACUUCAUUGGAAGAGAGCCCAAGUCUUUUCAUGAAGCUAAAGAUGAUUGCAAGAGUUCAGAUUCUUACUUAGCUGAUGUUUCAUCUGGGGUCGAUAAUGCCUUCCUUGUGAGCUUAGUAGGGAAUAAACCAGACAGAUACUUCUGGCUGGGGCUCUCAAAUCAGAGGAACAUCUCUGAAUUUGUCUGGACCAACACUUUCUUAGUGAGAUUUACUCACUGGAAUGCUGAAAUGCCAGGUCACCAACAGGGCUGUGUUGCCAUGAGGACUGGGAUUUUUGCCGGCCUCUGGGAUGUGGUGCCCUGCACCAGUAAGGAGAAAUACAUUUGCAAGCAGCUAGCAGAGGGGGCUGUUUUAACUCCUGCUCCACCCAGUGUUUCUCCUCCCAAUUGUGCAGAUGGCUGGAAACGAAUUGGGACAAGAAAACAGUGCUAUAAGCUUAUUUCCAAGUCAUCUGAAAAGAAGAGGACCUGGUAUGAGGCCAGAGAUUACUGCAAGGCUAUUGGAGGAGACCUGCUCAGCAUCCACAGUGAAGAAGAGCGAUCUGCCAUACCACAGCGUUAUCUUUCCGCCUGGAUUGGACUUAGUGCCCCUGACCCAGACACAGGUUACGUAUGGAGCGAUGGAUCCCCUGUCAAUUUCCAACACUGGUCGGAUGGAGAGCCAAACAAUAAAAUGAAUAUUGAAUCUUGUGUGAUCUUCAAAAUGCAAGAAGCCAGAUGGGAGGGAUCUUGGGAAGAUGUGCACUGUGAGCUGAGCUUUGAUUGGCUGUGCCAGAUCAAUGCAGGAGUGACUCCAAAUCUACCUCCAGAUAAUGUCAUUCCAGAUUACAAUAAGACCUCAGAUGGGUGGUUUGAAUGGAAAGGGAAUCAGUAUUUUUUUCAUCAUUAUUCAGUAGCCAUGGAAGAUGCUCGUGCCAGCUGCAAACGAACUCACAGCGAGUUGGUAACUAUUGACAGUGAAGCUGAAAGGGUCUUUCUAUGGAAACAGAUAUAUAGAUCUCAUUGGAGUUACUGGAUAGGCAUGACCGUAGAUCUUGAUAAUACAUUCGCGUGGAUGGAUGAUUCUCCAGUUGUGUUUCAAAGGUGGGAGGAAAAUCAGCCUAAAUUCCAGAACAAUGAUGAGAAUUGUGUUAUCAUGUCUACCUCCAUGGGAUUCUGGCGUAAUAGAAAUUGUGGGAUGGAGAGCCCGUUCAUUUGUAAACGCAGUGGCACACCACCUGCCAAUGCCACAGUAGUGCCAACAGUGACGCCAACAGGUGGCUGUCCACAGAACUGGGAAAAAUUUAAUUCAAAGUGUUAUAGCAUCAUCACCAAUCAGAAUGAGACAUGGAACGGAGCGAGGACACAAUGCAAAAACAUGGGAGGAAAUUUGGUCUCAAUUGUCUCAAAAGAUGUGCAAGACUUCCUGAUGGGUAAAUUGUUUCAAGCGCCUACUAGAAACCUGUGGAUCGGUGCGCAUGCUCAAAAUGAUAUGAGCGCGUUUUACUGGACGGAUGGGCGACCAAACCGAUACAGAAACUGGGGUUUUGACAGGUCUGACCACUCAGACAGAUAUCAUUAUCCCUAUGAGGAGGAUUAUCCGUGGCCGAGACGUGUCAAGAAAGAAUGUGUUUUAAUGACUACUAAUGCUAAGGUUGGCAUUGGGAAAUGGUUAAAAAAGUCCUGCAAUGACACCAAUGGAUACAUCUGUCUGCGAAAGCUUGAUCCAUCUCUCCCAGAUGCCAAUGAAACAGCAAUUCCAACAAAUUAUUUCAAAAUAUUUAACGACUCUAUCAAGGUUGUUACUCAACAAAUGAACUGGGAAGAAGCCAAGAAGAACUGCGAAAAUGAUGGUGCCAACCUGGCCAGCGUGCGAAAUGACUGGACGAAGUUGUAUAUCUCCCUGAUGGCUAUAAAGCUCCAAGCUCCUCUGUGGCUUGGACUCAACAGUAAGCAGACUGAUGGAUAUUUCAGAUAUGUUGAUGGCUGGCAUAUGACCUUGUCUGACUGGGAUCGACGGGAACCAAGGAUGGAAAGACCUUGUGUGUAUGUGAACGAAGAGGGAAAAUGGAAGACUACCUCCUGUGAGGACAAAGUGUAUAGCGCUUGUAUAAAGUCCACAGAAGUGCCACCAACAGAGUCGACUGAAUUCCCAGGAAUUUGCCCUGAUGACCCAGAAGCAAUGAGAUUCUCAAGGGAGCGUUCAAGAUGGCUGUCAUUUAGGAGUUAUUGUUACCUGUUUAUGGUAGAAAGGGCCACCUGGCCAGAUGCAUCAGCAAACUGUAUAAGACAUGGUGGAAAUCUUGCUAGCAUUGAAGAUCCUGCAGAGCAAACAUUCAUCACAACCAAUCUACAACUAUUUAGAGAUAUUCAAAGUGCUUUCUGGGUCGGCCUUUAUAAAACUCACAGAGGCAUGUGGAAGUGGUUGGAUAAAACAGCCAUGGACUACAAUAACUGGAGGGAUGAGGACAGUAACUCUGGAACCUAUGGACAAGUUCGAAUUUUAGAUGGGGAUUGGUCACCAAACAGGGGGUCACAACGCUGUGGAUAUAUUUGUAAAACACCCAAAAUAUUAAAGAAAACAAUACCAACAACUGCAAGUCCUCCACAGCCUGCGUCUAAAAGCCACAGCCACGUCGUUUUGGAAGUCUUGCUGGGCAUUACUCUGGUUGCCAUAGGAAUAGUCGUCGUCUUCUUUCUCCUCAAGAAGUAUGGCGUCCGUCUGUCUCUCCCUGAGAAGUUAACAACCUUUGACAACCCUCUGUUCUUCAGCAACGACCAGUCCCAGGCUAGUGCGGUGGACACCAAUCAACUGGUAGCAAACGCAGAGGAGUAGAAGUCUGGGCCUGUUGAAAGUGUUUCCUGAGAACACCAGCAGAAUUUAAUGAGGUUGCUUCGAAGUGAGAGAAUUUUCAGUCCAGCUGGCAAUAAGUGUGUCAAUGAAAUAUUUAAGCUGUAGGAAGUCUUAUUUGACAUGCAAAUGGCUUUUAAUUUGCCUAUUUUUGAACAACUAAGGAUUUACAGAAUGACUGAAUGUACAAGUAAUCAUUUUAAUCCAUAGCUUAUUACUGUCUUGCCUAUAGGUCAGUGCUGUGAAAUGUUGUAUUUGCUACAUAUUGCUUUUUUUGUGUAAAAAUGAGUUCAGUUUUAAAAAUGAAAAGUUGUGAAGUGUAACUUUAAACAAGACAACCAAUGUAACAUAACGCUGAGUAUUCACUAACCUUGCCUAGCAUGGCAUUUUACUUACUUGUGUGUGUGUACAGUCCACCAUUUCUCUGACAAAAAAUCUGUUUAUUGUUCACUACAUUUAUCUGCUGAUUGUGAAUGCUGUCUAAUUGUAAUGAUUUUUACAGGAAAAGUUAACAUUAAACAUGAAUUAACCUGUUGAA
Stegastes partitus (bicolor damselfish) is the source of this 4962-nucleotide messenger RNA. RefSeq names its product macrophage mannose receptor 1-like. The transcript has 32 exons. Bases 117 to 4409 code for a protein of 1430 amino acids. NCBI's taxonomy places the organism in Eukaryota, Metazoa, Chordata, Actinopteri, Pomacentridae. The record is from RefSeq and is a predicted model, not a curated record.